AUGCGCCUAAUUACUUCAGUCAUUUCCUUCUCCCUGAUGUUGCUGGCGUCUGCCAGCCCAUCACCACCAAGUAGAGUGGUAACUACGGUUGCAGCGCGAUGUGCCAAAAAUCUAUGCGGCGGCGUGAACAGCAAGGUUGUGUCGUCGAGCCAGUACAUCUGCGGCGAUAAUCGUCUCGGCCCGGUCGACCUCCAAAAUAAUAAGAUCCGCCAAAACGCCGUCGUCGGUCCUAUACUCCGCAAUUACAACCCCUUUCCUGGGACGUGCCCCGAUGAAUUCCUGCGGGCAUACGGUCAAGGGGCAGGGUACAAAUAUCCAGCACAAGACGGGUUCGAUGUCGAUUCUCAUGGGAAACCCGUUAAGAAGAAAAUGAUACUCGCUCCGAGAACGAUACUGGACCGUUUUGGGUCCGACAGAGGCACUUUUGUGGCCCCAUACGGCACCCCUUACGAGCAGCGGUCACUGCCCCCGGAAAAUUUGGCAACAGACCCAAGAUUUUCGGAUGGAACCCCUUACAACUUCCAUAUCUAUGAAGUAGUCAAAGAUCUACCAGUACAGGCCGGGCCUGCUGCGCCGUGGUUCGGGCAGGUCGGUCAUGGGACCCAGUACAUGCUGAGCAUGAAGGUCCGGGAAGCAAUAAGGGAUGGCUACCUCGUUGAGACAUGCACUCCAGGCAUGCAUGCGUGUGGAAUGAAUCCUAAUACAAACGUCCCGACUCAGAUUAUCUGCAACAAGAGCCGUAGGUGGGAGAUCACUGGUAGUGGACCAAUCGACAAGCAAAUCGACCCAAGGUGA
Metarhizium album ARSEF 1941 is the source of this 795-nucleotide messenger RNA. RefSeq lists its product as uncharacterized. The transcript has 3 exons. The record is from RefSeq and is a predicted model, not a curated record. The coding region runs from base 1 to 795 and encodes 264 amino acids. NCBI's taxonomy places the organism in Eukaryota, Fungi, Ascomycota, Sordariomycetes, Hypocreales, Clavicipitaceae.